CUGGACAGAAUUACAUCCUCCCAUCCUCCCUUACCUAAUCCAGACUAGCUUUGUCUCAUCACUCGGCUCGAGGUGCUGCUUCUGUGAACUUCAGUCCUCUGUCCUCUGUGUGGCUCGUGCGCGUCCGUCGAGAGCACCAACUCUGAACCCUUUUCGCCUGUUAUUAGGAGAGAGAAAAAAACAACAGUAACCAUGGAAGCCAUCAAGAAGAAAAUGCAAAUGUUGAAACUGGAUAAGGAGAAUGCUAUUGAUCGGGCAGAGCAAGCAGAAGGAGACAAAAAGGGGGCAGAGGACAAAUGCAAACAGCUGGAAGAAGAGUUGCUGCCUGCGAAGAAGCUGAAGGGAGUAGAGGAUGAGUUGGAUAAAUACUCCGAGUCGCUGAAGGACGCCCAGGAGAAGCUGGAGCAGGCUGAGAAGAAGGCCACAGACGCAGAGGCAGAGGUGGCUUCCCUAAACAGACGUAUCCAGCUGGUAGAGGAGGAGUUGGACAGGGCCCAGGAGAGACUGGCCACUGCGCUGCAGAAGCUGGAGGAGGCCGAGAAGGCUGCAGACGAGAGCGAGAGAGGAAUGAAGGUGAUAGAGAACAGGGCGUCAAAAGACGAGGAAAAGAUGGAGAUCCAGGAGAUGCAGCUAAAGGAGGCCAAGCACAUCGCUGAGGAGGCCGACAGGAAGUACGAGGAGGUGGCCCGUAAGCUGGUGAUCCUUGAGGGUGACCUUGAGCGCUCUGAGGAGCGUGCUGAGGUGGCUGAGGCUAAAUCUGGUGAUCUUGAGGAAGAGUUGAAAAAUGUCACCAACAACUUGAAGUCUCUGGAGGCCCAGGCUGAGAAGUACUCACAAAAGGAGGACAAAUAUGAAGAGGAAAUCAAAGUUCUUACCGACAAACUUAAAGAGGCUGAGACGCGUGCUGAGUUUGCGGAGAGGUCUGUGGCUAAGCUUGAGAAAACCAUUGAUGAUUUGGAAGACGAGGUGUACGCUCAGAAGCUGAAGGGUAAAGCCCUCAGUGAGGAGCUUGACCUGGCUCUCAACGACAUGACUACACUCUAGACACUCCCUCACUCUUCCUCCUCCUCCUCCUCUCUGACGCUCUCCACCUUCAUCUGGCACCCCUGGGGUUCAGACAUCCUCCACUUCCUUUCUGUCCUUUUUUUCAUUCCACAACUUUUCAGACAGAACUGUGAUCGAUCUCUCAAUACCCUUGGUUACGAAAUUUGUAUGGUGAAAUUGAAAAAAAUGUGGUCGUAACUAAGUUUACAAGACUUGCUGAUUCAAAAUACCAAGGGAUAUAAAUGUGGCCCCAGGCAGAUUGUCCCCCCCUACCCCCGUCAAACCCAUUCCCCCUUUUUAGKUCCUCUCCCUACUGUUGUGUCAGGUGUCAGCAUUGUUCAGUGAUCCUCUUACAUUUCUAUAGAUGUAAAUAGGAAAACCCACACCCAGUGGUGUUGUCUGGCGCUGUGUCCAUACCUCUCCAAAGAUCUGGGUUAGGCUUGGUCUUCUGUAUUGAGAUAYAUACUUGUUUUCCCUUUCUCUGUAAUAAAUGUCCUGAAACCGCUA
Molecule: messenger RNA, 1551 nt
Organism: Salvelinus sp. IW2-2015
Lineage: Eukaryota; Metazoa; Chordata; Actinopteri; Salmoniformes; Salmonidae
Gene: tpm2
Product: tropomyosin 2 (beta)
Biological process (GO): actin filament organization; muscle contraction
Cellular component (GO): actin filament
Molecular function (GO): actin filament binding
Source: RefSeq, a predicted model, not a curated record